Molecule: messenger RNA, 6133 nt
Organism: Drosophila eugracilis
Lineage: Eukaryota; Metazoa; Arthropoda; Insecta; Diptera; Drosophilidae
Gene: DCP2
Exons: 5
Coding region: 822-3236 (804 amino acids)
Biological process (GO): nuclear-transcribed mRNA catabolic process, nonsense-mediated decay; deadenylation-dependent decapping of nuclear-transcribed mRNA
Cellular component (GO): cytoplasm; P-body
Molecular function (GO): RNA binding; manganese ion binding; 5'-(N(7)-methylguanosine 5'-triphospho)-[mRNA] hydrolase activity
Source: RefSeq, a predicted model, not a curated record
GUAUUAUUCCAAUGGUGGCCACACAAUUUCUAUACGCGACGCGACGAGGAAGGCAAUUUUCAAGAAGUUGAAAAGCCCAUAAUAUAGUGCAAAAUAGUAAAUAAAUAUAAGUGCAACGUGUAAAUAUAUUGUUAAUUGCGACUGAUUCGAGAUUGGAAAGUGGAAAGUACGUGAAUAAGGCUAGAAAAGAAAACGAAAAAAAACGUGAGACUGUGUGUGUGUAAAGAGUUCUCCGUCUCCUUCCCACAAAAGUGGAGCGCACUCAAUUAUUUUGUGGAUGGAGUGGUACAACAACAACCACAAUAAAAACGACGAAGCAACAAAAAAAUCAACAGAAAUAGCAAUAGAAACAACAAACGCAAAUGCAAAAAAAGUUAAGGAAAAGAGAACGAAAAGCGAGAGAACAAUAGCGAAAGCAUUAGUAUGUAAUGCAAUCGAUAUAUUAUUUAGAGUACAAGUACAGCAAUUGCAUUGGAAAUUAAAAUUUGUGCGACAAAAGCGAACGAUUGCAGAAAUUUUCGAAACUUGGCAGCCAUAUUUACUACAAAAACAACGCCGUUGUAAAAAUACGUGACAAAACGCUUACUCACACACACACGAAAACCCAAACAUAAACACAUAGUCGUACACCCACAUACACACUCUCGCACGCAUACAUCAGCGUACUGACAAAAAAGAGAGGACGAAGAAAAGAGAGAACGAGAGACGCGAAUGUGAUUUAACAAACAAACAAAAAUAUUUUGCGAAAAAGACAAACACGAAAUAAAGAAAACCAAUAAAGUGAAUUACAUAAACAAACAGCGUAUAUAUCGAAUUAUAUUAUGGAAAUUGCACCACUGAUCAAUAACGCCGUCGCUGCCGUCACAGCCUCUGCCACCAUCGCUGACUCCUCCCGUGCCUCUUCCUCGGCCAGCUAUAAAGUCAGGCGCGUCAAAAGCACGGAAAAAGAUGUUAUAGAUUUCGACAAGCUGGAUCUGCUCGGUUCGCUGAUGUUACAAACAGUGCUAAAUAUCAACAAUAACAAUAACAACCAUAGCAAUAACAAAAACCACAGCAGCAGCAGCAGCGAUAUCAAACCGCUCGAGCAACAAAAACAAGAGCAACCACAACGACGAAACCUCGAUAUUAAGAGCGAGAAUGAUGUAUUAAACCAAUUGCUUAAAAAUGGAGCUGUUUUCACCAAAACCGUCACGCCCACAGCGCCCAUUGCCAUCGAGAGGAAGAAGCAGACGCAGCAACAUCAAUAUGCACAACAACAACAACAGCAACAGCAAUGUGGCACACAGAAGCAACGCCUCAACUCAUCCAUAUCAUCGACCCACUCAUCAACAUCAACGAAUUCCUCCUACGGCAGCUCAUCUUCGGAGGAUGCUCCAGGCACAUCUUCAACAUUGGCAAAAUCGGCAUCUGCUACAUUAGUAGCACCAAGAACAAACACCACAAAGGCGUCCAGCAUUAAAUUGCCAGAGAAAUCGAAAAUUCCGUCCGAUAUACUUGAUGAUCUGGCCAGUCGGUUUAUAAUCAAUGUACCGGACAUGGAGCUAAAUAAUCUAAUACGAAUGUGUUUCCAAAUCGAGUUGGCCCACUGGUUCUAUUUGGAUUUCUUUUGUGCCCCCGAAACUGGCGAGGAUGGUGAGACCCCGAAGUGUGUCCAGCGAAAGCUUCCAACAGUGGGCAUCAAGCAAUUUGCCAUGCAAUUGUUCCAACACAUUCCCUUUCUGAACAAACACUUUGGCACCGUUGAUGAAAUCCUGGACGAUUGGAAGAACUAUAAGCUCUCGGUGCCCACAUAUGGAGCUAUUCUGGUGUCAGAGGAUAAUAAUCAUUGCUUGCUAGUGCAGUCUUACUUCGCCCGCAACUCCUGGGGAUUUCCCAAGGGAAAGAUCAACGAGAACGAGGAUCCAGCUCAUUGCGCCACGAGAGAGGUUUAUGAAGAGACCGGGUUUGAUAUCACGGACACCAUUGAUGCCAACGACUACAUUGAGGCUUUCAUCAACUAUCAGUACACGCGGCUGUACGUGGUGCGAAACAUACCGAUGGAUACACAGUUCGCACCCCGCACCCGCAACGAGAUCAAGUGUUGCGAUUGGUUUCGCAUCGAUGCGUUGCCGGUGAACAAGAACGAUGCCAUAUCGAAGGCCAAGUUGGGCAAGAACUCCAACUCCUUCUUCAUGAUCAUACCGUUUGUUAAGCGUUUGAAGAAAUGGGUGAAUGAUAGGAAGGCUGGUAUUGAACCUCGUCGCCGCAAAUGCUCUGGCCAGCAAUCGCCGAAAGCGGCCUCGCCGACAAAUUUUAACGGGAAUUGCAAGAAGGAUGCCGCUGCAGGAGUUCGAAAUGAGUCACGUCGCCAGAGACACAAGUCCAUGGGGGAUUUGGAUGGUGUCAAGCUGAAUAAUCUCAAUGGCAAGGUGCCUGCUGCUGGACAGGGAGUGGGACUAGCAGCUCCCGCAUCCGCCACCGCUGCCAUCAAUUCGAUGAACAUCUGCAAUAGCAAUGGGAAACGCAAUAAACAAAACGCAGCUGCGGGCAGCAAUCAGACAACACCACUAACAACAGUAACAGCAGUGGCAUCGUCAAACGGAGCCGUUGGAGGCGGCACAAUAUCCUCAAAGCGUCAGCUUUUCCAUAGCCAAAGUCAGAACGAUGCACAGCAAUCGGCAAGUAAUGAUAAGCAGAUUGUCAGCUCCUUUGAUUUAAUACGCAAGGAGAAGCAGCAACAACUUAAGGCAGCUAAGGCGCAGAAGCAACAGCAACAACAGCAGCAACAGCGUAUGCGCACCAAGUCUCAGAGUGAUAAGCAGUUUAAUCCACAGCACCCAGUCAAGAUCCUGGGACAACAACAGCCCACAACGGGCAUGGAUUUGAUAGCCAUGCUAUCGGCAGCGGCAGCAGCUCAAAAGUCACCAAAGAACGAGCAGCAACCACAGCAGCAGCAGCAGCAACAACAACGACCACGACCAGCUUCGGUGUCGCUUAACUUUGGAGCAGGCAGUGACGUAGGAGGAGCAACAUUAUCAGCUCCCGAUGCUCAGGAUAUGCACAAGCUGCAGCGCAUGGCUUCGGGCACAAAUUUGAGGAUUCUGAAGCGAGCACAAUCGCAGCAACCACAGCAGCAGUUGCAAAAUCAACAACAACAACAACAGCAGCAGCAGCUGGGCGUUGACUUUACGCCAAAUUUUAAUUCGUGGACGAAUUUCUCUUUUACCAAGAACUUCAUAGCAAAUGUGUUUUGCUAAACUUUUCUUUCGAGUCAAAAACUUUCUUUCGAAAUUCUCAAUUGAUGCAUUUCCCAGCAAAAGACCAAGUUACCGGGAACACCGAAUAGUAUGACAAGCAAACUCUGUGGAGUUUAUCAACUCGCGCUAAGGGGAACAAAAACUUUGGAGACUUGCAGGAAUAUGAAAGCAUGCCAAUUGCAUUUAACAAGUUCAUUUGUUAUAAAACUAACACUACAACUACCAACAUUUAGACAACUAAUCAUGUCUAGUCCUAGGCUUUGGAGACUAUGUAUACGAGUAAAGUUUCCCGAUCUCUAAACUGGAGAUUCAACUUUUCCACACAACAAAUAUUCUACGUUAGGGAACUGCUAGCACACUCAAACUCAAAAAUUGAAUGCGAUCAAUUGUAUAAGACAUUUUUAAUACAAAAGAAAAACGAACAAGAUUUUCAUACCAAAAAAAAAGAAGAAGAAAAGAAAAGAAACAAAAACGAGAGUCUUCCGCUCAGCACAUGUAAAGUAAUAUUUUGUAAAAAAAACACUACAAUCGCUGUUCGACUUUAAGAUCCAACAACAGAUGAUAACGAACAGAUUGAGCAGUAUAAUUAUGUUAGAAUCCUGCCUGUAUAAGCUAAAAAGUGUUUAUUGUGAGCCAAGUUAACCAAGCCUACUUCGAGCCGAGUGCUCGCCGUUUGAACGUAUUUUUAGAGAAAACCAACAAACUAAAUCUAACUUAACUAAAGCGUAGCUUUAACACGCCCCGAGUGCAGAUUGUUGUGCUCAAAUUUCAAAGUCCAUCGUUGACUUUUUGCCAAGAAAAUAAAAACAACAAGGGCGAGAAUAAAAUGAUAAAAAAAUAAAGUUUCUGGGCCGUAUUACUUACUGCCCGCCCCCACCUAAGAAUGAUAGAGGAGAAAUAUAGAGAGAGAGAUGUGUAAGAAAGAAUACAAAUAAUAACAAUGUAAAUAAUUAAAUUGUGAUAUAGUAUUUCUUAGCACAAUUGUGAUCUUAACAAACGGCUGGCAAACUACAAAAACUUUUAUAAGCGAAUCACAACACCAUUUUAAUCAAUCAAAAAAUGCCCCGAACUCGAACCGUUCAAAAUUAAAAACCCACUUUCCCACAAUCAGGGUCAAUAUCAGGCAUAUCUCAGCAGCAAAAUGUUUGGUCAAAUGUGAUUUUUUUGACAACUUGGGAAUGCGAAGCUAAAUAUGAGUAAAACAAAACAUUUAACGAAUUUAAAUUAGUUUAAAAUUGAAGGCUUGAAAAAUGUCUUCAAUCAUGAUAAAAAUUUGUAUGAUAUACACGAAGAAAAAGGUUAAACAGAAUUUGAGCGAUUUGUAAUUUUACGAAAAACCAGAAGAGGAGUAUAUUUUUGUGAGCCACACUAGUGCAUAAGACAGGAAGGAAAGAAAAGAGAAGCCUUUUAAGAAAUGUUAAGUCUUUUGAUAACUACGCGUAGAGUUCGUUAAGGUUUUCUACCAGCCAAGUUUCCUAUAAUUCGUAAGCAUGUCUACUACACAGCAUGUUGACCAAUUUUCUCCAUCAAGCAUAGUCUCCAAUGUGUGCAACAGUUGCCUAUUAGCGUUUAUCUUUAGACUAAGCAAUGAUCAGCAAUGUCUCCAAAGUCGUAAUCUCAGAGUCUAUCACUUAACAGCAACCGAAAAUCAAAAGUAAGUUCCCUGUAACUCGGUCUUUUGUGUACAAUUCGAAACUAGUUCUUUAGUCAUAACAACCAAAAAUCAGAAAAAAUUUGCAUUUGCUUUAAAUCUUUUACCAUUGACUUUUAAAGCUUUUUGAAAAGCCAUAUUAAUUUUUACUUUAUAUGUUUACAUAUUGAGCUGCAAAUUUGUUUUAAACAUUUCUCUUUUAAUUUGGAUUUGGAUUAUAUUUCCUUUUUUAUUAAACAAAAACCUAUAGUUUAAACUUUUAUUUCAUGGAAACAGUACAAAAUCCGUUUCCAACCGCCUUAGACAAAUGGCCAAUUAAAUUGGUAAUAACUUGGAUCUAUUUUGAUUCGUUGCCUUCUUUCUUUCCUUUUAAAAUCAACUUAAUUUCUUUGGACAUUUGUCUGGGCCAAUCAACAAACAAACAAACAAACAUCAAACUUAUCUAGCAAGCAAUGAAUAUCAAAUUACAAAACAAGAAGAACAUUGUUUAAACAGCUUGAAAAACUACAAGAAAAUCGAGAAUUAAAUAUUAUUAAAUUUUGUUGAAAAAAAAAGAAUCACACACAAAAUCAAAGUGAAACAUUUUAAUUGUAAAACUGAAUCCAAUCAAACCGCGACUCAUUUUCAUAAACUGCAAUACUGUUUAAAAUUUUAGUUUACUUUCAUUUUUGUGCAGAACCAUAGACAUAGCAUUAAAUAUCUUUAGUGAAGGGCCCAUGGAACUACAACCAACAACAUUAAGUUAAUUUAAGUGAACGUUGGAUGCGCGAAGACUUGAUAUAUUGAAAUCUUGCCAACACCUGAAAGUCAUCACCGCCCGACGAUCCGAGUGAUCCGAAUACUCGCUCCGAGCUAAAUCUGCUAUGCAUUUUAACCAUUGUAACCAAAAACAAAUCUGUAAACACGUCCAAAACAAAAAUGUUGGGUCGUGAUUACACCAGAAUAGAUUUCCUGAAAAGAUAAUGGAACCAAAACGAAAUUCGAUCUGAACAAUUGAACAAUCCAAAUUAUUAAGUUGAGUGUAAUUCUAUUCUAGUGUAAGAACUGCCUUCAAAAGCAUACGAUAUCAAAAAUACAAUUUGUAGAAUUUAAUGCCAAAACAACCAAAAACGAAAAACAAAGUUAACUUUCCAAUCAAGAACAAUUGUAACGUAAAAAGAUCAUUAAGUAACUAAUUUGUGGCAAUAUAUAUUUCUAUUUUUUCCCUAAAAUUCCGGCAAUAAAUUGAUGUACCAAGUUUUAAAAA